Messenger RNA from Linum tenue, 2276 nucleotides. The record is from the annotation of a GenBank genome assembly. Lineage: Eukaryota; Viridiplantae; Streptophyta; Magnoliopsida; Malpighiales; Linaceae.
GAUUCGCCUGCUAGGCAAGAACAGAAGUCUAGUCCUUUCUUCUUCUUUCUUUCGUUCUUCCUCCCGAAGUCCGAAGCCAAUCGAUUAUCCCAUCAGUGAGUGAUAAAGUUUCGAUCUUUAAAGAUUUGAAAGCGGUGGGAUCUUCCCUCCAGGAGUCAAAACAUGCCCAGAUAGAGAUAUGACGAAUUUCUCGCUAAGAUCCGCCAUUGUACUCUUCUUCUUAUUCAUCUCAAUCUCUUCGCAAUCCAGAAGCACCUGUUCUUCCACUGCCCCGCUUCAGGGUCAUGAAGAAUCUGCUGUUGUAAGAACCCUAGAGGAGGAGAAAGGGCAUGCUCAUGAGGUGCAUUGUUCGAGAGAGCGGAGCAGGGCUGCGCGGAAAAUUAUCGAGCAGUACUUGAUCCCCUUUGUUGAGAAGGAAAAGCACCACAUUCCAAAGAAGUGCCCACUUCACCCUGAGAAUGACCUCUACCGUCUCCAAGAACAGAGCAAAGCCCGUGAAGAUAUCAACCUAUGGCGAUGUGGGUACUGCAAAAAGACCUUCUAUGAAGAGAAAAAUCUGGACAAGCAUCUAGAUGAGUGGCACUUUGACACCUUAGAUACGAGUCCCGGCAGGUGCUUGGCAGAUUCAUGUGGUUCAUUACACUGUGACCUCGUGAUGGAUUCCUUACGCAAGACAAAGUGCAAUCCAGCAGCUGCAGCAAGGAAUAAGCAUGCUUGUGAGAGCCUGGCUGAUCGCUGCUUUCCAGUCCAGGAUGGCCCCUCAGCUCGUCGUCUCAAUGAUCUAUUCUUACGGCAAUUUUGUGAUGCCCACACUUGCAAGGGAGGCCGGAAGCCGUUCUCAAGAGGAGGCAAGAAGAAGAGGAACGUGCUCUAUAUAGUUGCUUCAGUCCUGGUUUUAUUUCUGAUAUUUCUCUUCUACCUCUUCUUGUACUUGUAUGAAAGGGGCAUGAAAAGAGGCGGCCAAGGGCUGAAGCGGAUUACCAAAAGUGGACAGAAGAAACAAAGUUGAUUAACUGUUGCAGGUGUUUUCUUGCUGGCUUUCUUAUUUACCUUCUAAAGUGAUACUCAUUGAGAUAGUUCAAAUAUUGAGAAUGUUCAUUCUCUAUAUCUUCUGUAGUAGAUGUUUACAUAAAUGCAUGUGAGGUUCUGAUUAUAAAUUUUUACAAAGACAAACUUAGAUCUCUCAGCUAUUGAACUCUCUCAAACUAUAUCAAUGUCGAUGACUUUGCGGCUGAUACUGGCUUUAGGAAUGGUGACAUACAGCACCCCAUCUUUCACUUCCGCCUUAAUUUUCUCGUACUCGAUGUUGUCUGGUAAAGCAAUUCUGAAACUGUACUUGCCAUAGCUCUUACUCGGCCAAUCUUCACCACUCUCAGCAGCCUCACCAUUUCCAUCCUUAUCCAGGACCUUUUCGCCCUUCAAAACCAGCAUAUUGUCUUCAACCCACAGCUUGACAUCGUUCUUCGUCAUGCCAGGCAUGUCGAACCUCAAUCCAUACUCGUUUUCACCUUCCUGUAUUGCCCAAGGCGUCCUUCCCCUUCCAUACCCAUCUCCCUGAACCGGAGAAAUCGCAGUAGGCCACAAGCCACUGCUGUAGGAAAAGGGAUCAUCCAUGAUCCUGUUCAUUGUGUCUAUCAUCUGCUGCAUUGUCCUUGCUGCUGGAAACCCAUCCCACAGCCCUGCAGGUGCUGCAACCUGCUGACUUUUCUUUGGUUGGGGCUGUUGUUGAUUGCCAACUCUUUGCAAACUGUCAAGGUUGUCUCUGUUCUCGGCCAUAACUUUGACCGCAUUGCGAGCAGUUCCUCUGCCAUUGUUGUUGCCUGGCCAUGGAAGCUUGGGGAAGCAGAGUUUGUUGCUGAGUCUCUCGGUAGAAAAAGUGGGGAAUGGUGUGCAGAUGUGCAGUUGUGAAGCCAUUGUGUAAAGCUUGAAGUAUUUGAUUGUGCUGUGGUUUCUUCAGUUGAACUCAAAUGUGUUGUUCCUAUAGAGCCUUAAGGAGAUGGUUAUAUAUACAUAUUGAAAAUAGUAAGGAUCAACGAGACAUUUCUCGAACUUGGGUGGCUGGCCUGGCAAAUGGCCCUUUCUAGACUUCUCUUACUGUCUCUUGCCCUUUCUAGACUUCUCUCUCACUGCUGCGCCUCCCCGCAGCGGCCCAUAUUUGUCCAGAAACGGGUCGAAACUUCAAGAGGCCCGCUUGAAUUUCAUCCAAAAAACAGGGAUAGAUGGUGCUCCGUCGCGUCAAUGGAUCAUGUGAUUAUGGGUUGAGCCUUACUACCUAU